AUGAGCUCGCUCCACUUCCCCAUAGACGUUGUGGAAGACAUCAUUGACGUCCUCGCCGCUCACAGUGAUCACACCGCACUCGCACGCUGCAUCUGGGUGUGCAAGUCAUGGCUUCCCCGAAGCCGCUACCGCCUCUGGCACAGGCUCAUCAUUUCUAGGGGCGACCAGCUGCCCGCGAUCUGCAACACCCUCAAACACGACACCUUUCUGCGCUCGACGGUUCAGAUCGUCCGGCUGGAGGUUGCACCGGGCUCGGAUGUCGACGCGCCAGGAACUCCCCCGAUCGCCGCCAUCACAGUCCUUCUUCCCUAUCUAGGUCACAUUAUCGCAUGGGAGUUCUACGGGUGCCUGGUUACAAGACUCGUGUGGUCUCGGGACGGCAGCCAGAUAUUUGUUCAAGAUUCAACGGCGAAAGUCCACAUCUACGACGCUCUGACAUUCACGCACCUCCGUACCCUCUCUCCUCCACCCAUCUACACGGAAACCUUCGGCGUGCAGGUUCGGCGUGCGAGCACUUUGGCGCUGUCGGAGGACGAACAAUAUCUCCUCUCUGAUGUCGCGCUGGCCCCCUUCACCUCCUCCUCCAUCAAACACAGUUCGAUCUGCGUUUGGACACUCGCCACCGGUUCUUGCGAACUCCACUUCCUCCGAUACUACGACAACGCAGUCCCAGGGAUCGACUCGAAGAUCUACGCGACCACUCUCCGCCAGCACUCAAGUCCACAAUGCGAAGACCCGGACCGUCCCCACGUCGUCGCGAUAUGCGAAAACGGCACUCUGCUCACCGCCGCGGUCGGCUUACCCGAUGCGGUUACCACCAUCCGACCUCCAGGUGACCUCCGACCCAUCCACGGCGCGUCCUUCUCCUCCGAGGGGACGCGCGUGCUGGUCGUGGGCGGCGUGUUCUGCCUCGUCUUAGACACACUCACCGGCGCGACGAUCGCCGGCAUCGACAGUGGCCGCUACGACACCCUCUUCAGAGGCAUCCCCACGAGCGCGAAGCUCUCCGGCGACGGACGGGUGGCGAUGAUACAGAACGAGCGGUCGCAGCGGUGGUUUGGGCUGCAGCCGGAGUGGUGGCUCCGGAAGGUCGAGGACGGGACGCUACACCAGGUGCUCAGCUGCGAGGACGGACCGGCUGUGUGGAAGUGUGCGCUGUCCCGGGACGGUUGUGUGGCUGGAUUCGCGACUGAAGAAGGAGAGGUAUUUUUCCGGAAUGUAGGGGACCUAGAUCUGUCCGACUCAGUUUCUGUGAUGUGA
This is a messenger RNA of Epithele typhae, 1260 nucleotides long. RefSeq lists its product as uncharacterized. The record is from RefSeq and is a predicted model, not a curated record. NCBI's taxonomy places the organism in Eukaryota, Fungi, Basidiomycota, Agaricomycetes, Polyporales, Epitheliaceae. Bases 1 to 1260 code for a protein of 419 amino acids. The transcript is spliced from 2 exons. Gene Ontology annotation, molecular function: protein binding.